UCUCUUUCAAGUUUUCUCCUCUCUUUCUCUCUCGAGUCUCGCGUUCUGGGGAGAGAGAAAUUCUAAUAAAUAUUUUAUAAGAAAAAAGAACUAAAAAGAAGGAACCGAAUCUCACCUGAGAAGCUGCAGCAGAAGUUUUUGAACCGUCGAGGCUAUCCCCGUACGACCUCCGUGUUUCUGCCAUGACCGUGUUCUCCGUCAAGCAGGUGGUCCCGGUGGACUGUGAGGCUGAGGUCUCGCAGCGGCUCCUCGAAGCUUCUCUCUCCGGCGAUCUUAAAUCGGCACUCGAGUGCAUCGCCGAUUCCUUCGUCGAUAUCAACUUCGUCGGCGCGGUUUCCUUGAAAUGUAGAAAGAGUGUGGUCGUUUUGCGCGACGAAUCGCCUUGUGAAGUUUGCGUCGACUAUGAAGAGUUUAAAACUGACGUUACAGCUUUGUUCAUAGCCGUUCAUGUUGGAAAUGUGGCUCUCGUAAAGAAAUUGCUGAGCACAGGUGCUGACGUGAACCAGAAACUCUUCAGGGGCUUCGCGACAACAGCAGCAGUGAGAGAGGGCCGCCUUGAGAUUUUGGAGAUUUUACUUAAAGCUGGAGCAUCUCAGCCAGCUUGUGAGGAGGCUUUAUUGGAGGCAAGCUGUCAUGGGCAGGCAAGGCUAGUGGAACUGCUCAUGUGCUCUGAUUUGAUUAGGCCCCAUGUUGCCGUGCAUGCACUUGUCACUGCAUGCUGCAGGGGAUUUGCGGACAUUGUAGAUACUCUGAUAAAGCAUGGUGUGGAUGUCAAUGCGACUGAUAGAUUGCUGCUGUUGUCAUCAAAACCUUCUUUGCACACAAAUGUCGACUGUACUGCACUUGUUGCUGCUGUUGUCAGUAGGCAGGUUGCUGUUGUUCAUAUGCUGCUAAAGAAUGGUGCCAGGACAGAUGUAAAAGUGAAGCUCGGAGCAUGGUCAUGGGACACAACUACUGGAGAAGAGUUCCGAGUGGGUGCAGGACUAGCUGAGCCCUAUGCCAUUGCCUGGUGUGCAGUGGAGUAUUUUGAAACUACGGGUGCUAUAUUGCACAUGCUUCUCCAACAUCUCUCCCCAAACAUUACUCUCAAUGGAAGAACACUCCUUCACCAUGCCAUUCUCUGUGGUAAUGCUGGAGCUGUCAAUGUGCUCCUGAGUUCUGGUGCCAAUGUGGAGUUCUCUGUCAAAAGUCGGAAAACUGAGUUCCGACCUAUACACAUGGCUGCCCGUUUAGGCUUACCAACCAUCCUUAAAUGUCUAAUAAACUCAGGUUGCGAUAUAAAUUCCAGGACAGACGCAGGUGACACAGCUUUGAUGACAAGUGCAAAAUACAGACAAGAAGAGAGUCUGAGAGUGUUGGCCGUGGCUGGAGCUGAUUUUGGCUUGCUUAAUGUUGCUGGUCGAUCUGUGUGUUCAGUUGCUGAGAAAAACAGGUGGUUCCUUGGUUUUCAGAAAACAGUGCUUGAUGUGAUUAGGGCUGGAAUGAUACCCACAUCAAGCAAUACUUCCAUGUUUUCUCCUCUAACCUUUGUAACUCAAGCUGGUGACAUAGAGGCCUUAAAGGUGUUGCUUAAUUGUGGAGAGAUUGACCUUGAUUAUCAAGAUAAUGAUGGUUUCUCAGCAGUUAUGUUUGCUGCUCUAAAGGGUCAUGUUGAAGCAUUCCGAUUGCUGGUCUAUGCAGGGGCUGAUGUAAAGCUGUGUAACAAAGCUGGUGAAACGGCUCUCACCUUAUCUAAAAUGAACCAGAAUCACGAUCUCUUUGAGAAAGUGAUGCUUGAAUUUGCACUUGAAAAGGGUAAUCGCAAUGCAUGUGGGUUCUAUGCAUUACAUUGUGCUGCUCGUCGCGGAGACUUGGAUGCUGUCAAAUUGUUGACAAGCAGAGGUUACGAUGUUAAUCUCCCUGAUGGGGAUGGCUACACUCCUCUCAUGUUAGCAGCAAAGGAGGGCCAUGGGUCUACCUGUGAACUUUUGAUUUCAUAUGGAGCAGAGUGCGAAUUUAUGAAUUUUAGAGGUGAAACAGCACUGUCACUUGCAAGAAAAUAUGGUGGUAUGACUAAUGGUGCUGUAAAUGCGAUACUAGAUGAACUAGCUCGCGAACUGGUUUUAGGAGGUUCCCAUGUACAGAAGCACAGAAAGAGAGGCAAAGGAGCACCACAUGGGAAGGAGUUGAUAAUGAUAGGAAGCACAGGAGUGCUUCGAUGGGGUAUGUCAAAUCGUCGGAAUGUUAUUUGCCGGGAGGUAGAAUUAGGUCCUAGCCCAGUGUUUCAGAAAAAUAGAAAAAACAAGGGCGACGCAAAUGCACCUGGAAUUUUUCGGGUGUUGACUACCAAGAACAAAGAGUUGCACUUCGAAUGCAAUGGUGGGCUGGAAAUGGCUGAGCUGUGGGUAAGAGGCAUCAAACUGGUGACAAGGACGGCCAUAUGAUCUUGAACGCAGGCUGAAGACUUGUAUUGCGAUGUCUUACUUUGGAAGUAUAUAUAGAUGUUUUAGAGUACUUCAUCUCGAAGUAGUUUGAACUGUUGUAAAGGUUUUGAUCCCUGGAAGCUGUAAAUGCUUUUUCUCAUCCGAAGUAAAUUUGGUAUGACUCGAUUGUUGUACAGACUUCAUGGUAGCUGUCCCAUGCACCCACCUAUAUCAUUUCACUCAACUUUCGAGAGCA
This is a messenger RNA of Manihot esculenta (cassava), 2658 nucleotides long. Its product is annotated as ankyrin-1. Lineage: Eukaryota; Viridiplantae; Streptophyta; Magnoliopsida; Malpighiales; Euphorbiaceae. Bases 183 to 2423 code for a protein of 746 amino acids. The transcript is spliced from 4 exons. Gene Ontology annotation, molecular function: protein binding. The record is from RefSeq and is a predicted model, not a curated record.